Xyrichtys novacula (pearly razorfish) is the source of this 6895-nucleotide messenger RNA. NCBI's taxonomy places the organism in Eukaryota, Metazoa, Chordata, Actinopteri, Labriformes, Labridae. The record is from the annotation of a GenBank genome assembly.
AUGAAGGGCAGCCGUUUAAAAACGACAAAAAGCGGCAAAUGUAAAGUUACAAUGAACCACGGCAGGGAGCAGCAAACUUCAAGAGCCAGCAAGGUUUUGGCCGAGAGGAACCGGGCGGUGGUGGCGGUGGGAGCCUGGGUGGAGGAGGGACAAGACUUCGUGGAGCAUCCCUGUGUGAGUUUGAUUCACUGUUGAAACAGCGACAGCCAGUCUGGUUAUACUGUUGCUAGGUUACCGCAGAACCGUUAGUAAUGACGGUCAAUGACUUUUGAGAUGUGCUAGUGCGUCUCAGUAAACCAGAGUUUCAUUAAAAGUUGAUUUAUUUCAAUAAUUCAGUUAAAAAAAAGUGAAACACACAUGUUUAUAGAUUCAUUACACACAGACUGUUAUAUUUCAAGUGUUUAUUUCCAUUUUUAAGAUCAGAUACUAAACUUAAAACACCUGCAAAGAUGUUCUGGGACUUAAAAUGGUCUAUGAGUCUGGAUCAGUGGGCCACACUAUUAUGGAGAAGACUGCAGACUUGACAGUCGUCCAGAAGACCAUCAUUGGCACCCUGCACAAGGAGAGUAAGACACAGACCAUUGCAGAAGUAGCUGUUCAGAGAGUGUUGAAUUCAAGCAUGUUAACAGAAAGCUGAAUGGAAGAAGUUCUUGGGUGACUUAGGCCAGUCAGCUAAACCUAGCCUAAGAAACCUGGGUGUCAUCUUUGACAAAGACAUGUCCUUAGUGUAACACUGUAAAUAGUUGAUGAGAAACUGCUUCUUUCAACUGGGGAAAAUCUCUAAGCUUAAGAAAAUGGUGUCACAAAAUGACUUGGAGCCCGUCAUUCAUGCCUUUGUGUUGUCACGUUUAGACUACUGUAACAGUUUGUUUUCAUGUCUGAACAAAAAGAAGCUGUCUCGUCUUCAGUAAGUACAAAACUCUGAGAAUUCUAACCCGUGCUAGUAGGAGGACUCACAUGUCCCCAAUUCUUAAAGCUCUACAUUGGCUGCCUGUGUCCUCUGGUCCUAACUUUUAGAGCCUUGCAUGGUCAGGCUCCAUCUUAUAUUUGUCAUCUGAUCCAGCCUUACACCCCCUCUUGGGCUCUGAGGUCUGUGGAUCAGAAUCUGCUGAUGGUUCCACGCACUCGUUUUCGGACCAGAGGAGAUUGAUCCUUCCAGGCUGUUGCCCCCAGGCUUUGGAAUGAUCUUCCUCUCUCUCUGUGCUUAAUUGACUCUGUUGACUCCUUUAAAAUCCAACUCAAAACUUAUUUAUUUGCUUAGGCAUUUGUUUAAUUGUUUUUUGGGGCUGCUAUAACUGUUUAAUGUUGUUGUCUAGGCCUUUAAAUUUGUAUGUACAUUUUUAUUUUUGUCUAUGUGAAGCACUUUGCGACUCUUUUGUCUGUGAAAAGUGUUAUACAAAUAAAGUUUACUUACUUACUUGAGAAAAAAAUGUGGCAGAAAAAGGUCAACAAGUAACAGAGAUGACCGCAGUCUGGAGAGGAUUGUGAAAUGAAGCCCGUUCAAGUAUUGGAGGAGAUACACAAUGACUGCUGGUGUUGGUCUACUGUGUUUUAUCAGGUUAAAGGUCACUACAUCCUUCUACCAGGGAGUUUUAGAGCAUGCAAUACUUCCCUUUGCUGACCAGCUUUAUGGAGAUGCCUAUUUCAUUUUCUAGCAGGACUUGGCACCUGCCCACACUGCCAAAAGUAUUAAUACCUGCUCAAAGGACCAUGGUUUUUCUGUGACCGAUUGGCCAGCAAGCUCACCUGACCUUAACUUUGUGGAGAAUCUCUAGAGUAUUGUGAAGAGGAAGAUGCAAGACACAAGACCCAACAAUGCAGAACAGCUGUUGUGUUUCAACACCUGAAAUCUAUCAGUCUGUGUGUGAUGAAUCUAUGUAAUGCAUGAGUUUAGCUUUUUGAACAAAACUACUAAAAUAGUCAAAUAACUUCUGAAGGAAAAUGUAGAGGUAACAAAAAUGGAAAUCUCAUUCAAGUACAAGCUCCUUAAAUUUGUCCUGUAGUGCAAUAUCUUCAACUUUACAUAUUUUGUUUGGUUACCUUACCUUUUAUUUUAAGAUCUGAAUUUUCAAUCUUGUCAAAUCGUCUCUCUAUUGCUAGAGUAUUUCAAACAGUCUCCCCUGUCUUUGCCUUAGGCUCUUGCUUUGCUAACUGAGAAGAUCCAGGCAGAAAAGAGGAGGCUGACCGAAGAGAGCCUCAGACGAUUCCAGGAUGAAGUACGCCAUCGUGUGGCCCAGCGAGCACAAGUCAGCAAACUGCAAGAGCAGCCUCAGGCAUACUCAAGAGUAUGGAUUACAAUAUAUUGACAGACAGUGAACUGACUAAUCCUUUUGGUUCCAAGCAAUUGUUCUUGUUUGUCUCUUAUUGAUUUCUCUCCCCUCAUUGUAAAACUGUGUGUUUAUGUCUCGGUGAAACAGCUGCACUAUGUCCAGACCCAGAAUGUGUCUGCUAGUAAAAAGCUGAUGUCUGCAGGAGGUGCUUCGCAGCAGAGGGGAAAGGGGGGUAGCUCUCAGGAGGUGAGUGGGUAUUUAAGUAUUAAAUGAUGCAGGCUUAGGAUAUGCUAUCCAAUGUUUUUUUCACAGUUUUCAGGCUCUGACUCAGACUCACUUCAAACAUCUUAAUGUCUCUGGCAACAGUACAUGUAGAGCAACUUAAGAGAUACAAGAUAUAAAUAAAACAAACGGUAUAACAUUGAAUAGAUUGAUAAAUUAACUGAAUAGAAAUGACCAGAUGUAAAUGGUUUAUACUUUUAUUUUCUUCAAAUCCUCUGUUUCGAUUAAUGCUUCAAGCAAGAGCAGCUUCAUUAUAUUAGAAGAAAAGUUCAACCUUGGUGGUGACAGUCUGGAAAAGCCCUGUUCCUUAAAACAGCAGCUGCAGAUCUGUACCCGUAGAGAACUUGGUGUUUCUUCGGUGUGGGCUGGGUAAGCCUGACAGGCUUGCAUAAAACCCUGACCUCUACCCCGUCCUUUUCCUUUGGGAUAAACUGGAGCACAGAGUGUGAAAAAGGCUUUAUCACCAAACAUUCCAAUGUGACCUCUGCAAUGCUCGCUGGGCUUAUGAAUUCAAGCAGAUCUUUGCAGCUAGGUCAAAACAUAUUAUAAAGAAAGUGGAAACAGAGGAGAGGAGGGUUUUAAAACAGCUAAAUGUUGGUGUUUAUAGAGACCUAUUCGGCUUUCACAUGUGGCUGGACGUUUGCCUGCUCAGCAAAGAGGCGAAGGGGUUCAAAAAUGUGCAAAAAACAGUAAAUGUGAGGCAAUCUAGAGGCAUUGUAGAUCCACCAGAUUGCUGUUGUGUAUUUAAACAGGAACGUUUCUACCUUAGAAUGUUGGAGAACAUUUUUUCUACCCUAACAAAACUUGACCAUCCUUUUUAGAAUACUUGACACUUCAUUCACGGAAACUCGAGUAUUAAAAGCUGCAGAAUUGUUAUUUUUCUUCAGAGCGGGGUUAUUUCACUCAAAACUCAGACAUAGAAACAACAAGUGAUUGUAAAAAUACAGAUUAGUUUGUACAACAAGCAAUUGAAGUUGACAGAAUAACAAAAAGUAUCAAGAAAGAAAAAAAUGUUCAAAUGAAUAAACUUGCAAGUUGUUUUCAUAAUUCCAAUCUUUAACGAUGGAUAUUAUCAGCUUAAAAAAAAACAAUCUGUAUUUACUUGGUUUUCUCACUUUUGUGGAGGCUUUAAGUCUGUCCAAAGACCCAGCAGGUUUUCAUAAUCCCUUAAUGUUUACUCAGCCCUGAGUAGUUUUAUAUCCCUCAGUAUGUGGUCUGAAACUCUCAGUUGUGCAGUUUAUCACAGUCAGACUGUUUGCAAUGUUUCCGUGUGUGAGUGAUAAAAUAAUGUGACAAUGAUUAAUCUUCCACAUUAUUUAUUUCUAUUAUUUUCCAGUCUUUUGAGAGCAUGAAGCAGGUCAGACUCAGACUGGCAGCCUGUCGGAUGGACCAACAUGGGGAAAUGACGUCAGACCUUCCUGGAGGCGAAUGGAACAUCUCUCCCUCCAGACAUGUGAGCGCCUGUGUCUCACACUUGUUCCUCUUUUCCAUUUAACACUGUUACCGGCGAUCUUCAGGGUUCUCAUCCAGAGUGCAUUACACAUCAUUUUCUCCUGCACUCCACAGAGAUCUAAUGUGCUAAGAGAACUGGAAGUGGAACACAGGGAGGAGGUGGAUGAUGUGCCAGAAGAGGAGGAAGAGGGAGAUGAUCAUGUCAUCAUCAGUCAGCACAAGUGUCCCCUUGUUCAGCAGAAGGUUAAUCAAUGCCGACAGCAGUAUUGGCAUCUUUAGUCUCGGUUUAGUCUUUGUAUCAUGUUCACAGCCUCUGAAAUGCAUGUGAUGAUUCAUCAUCACCUGGCAAAUAUGUUGCAAAAUCAUUGCAAUUUUGUCAUAUCAAGAUAAUAACAGGAAGAGAAAGAGGGAAUAAUCUCUCAGAAAUUUAACAGAAAGUUGAAUCGAAACAUGUCAAAACAACACCCUCAACUUUCUCAGCUUUCUCAUUACUCCAGACAUUUUUAGACACUCAGACAUUCAUUAAUCUUCUAAAACUUCACAGGAAAUGUGCUAAAUAGUAAAUGCUACCUAAAAUCAUCGGAUUCCGACUUUUUUAUCUGUGUAAAAAUAAGUCUGUGACCCAUAAACAUCCCGAUGUCAACUGCAAAUGGAUGUGGCUAAAUAGAUGUUGCCUCAAGCAGAUAAAUUCAGAUGUUACUCUCAGAACUUUACUGAAUUUGUGCCAAAACUACUUUUCUCUUUCAGGAAAGAUCUCGACAGGGAGGGUUUUGCACAGCAGUUUCGAUUUCGUUAAGACUAAAUCUGCCAGGGAAAAUCUGGUGAAACUGUUAGCUUUUUAGGAGGGAUUUAUUGUCAAUAUAUAAAAUGGACAGUCAGUGUAGCUUAAUUUCCACACAUUGAGAGAUGUGGGGCCUGAAAAGGUCUUGAUAUGUACCUAAAUAAUACACUGGUGCGGCUGAAGCACUCACUGAAGCAACAGUGCGUCCGUUUUAAUUUGCAGUCUCAUUGUUUUUAUGGAGUUUGUACCAAACAGCCUUCAGUUUGAUCAAUUACAUUAGUUAUAUCCUGCCAUAAAGAAGCAUGGCUUAUAGAGUUGGGGUGUAAAAAUGAUCUUCAACAGUGAAAAGAAUCUGAUAGCCUUGUAAUAUUUACCUUCUACUUGCUUUUGUGAACUCAAACACCCAAGGACUAUAAACUUUAUGAUCAUGGUGUCCUGAACUAGCCAACACAUGUACAGUGUGAAACUGGGGCAAGUUCCUCUACACGACAAUUCACAAAAUCAGUUCUGUUAUAUUUUAACACAUGACUGAUAUAAUCUAAGGUAGAAAAAAAAGCACUCCAACUUCCAUUUCCCUUCAGCUGCUUGUGAUUCACAGCUGUUUAUGCUCCUAACAUGGAACAACAACAUUCAUAGAGUUCAGUGUUUCUUUGUUUUUCCAUGCCCUGAAACUGAUUUCUUUUAAUAAUAUUUGAGUUAAAUCUUCGGAUGAAUCCCAGUCAGUAAGCCAACUUGAAACACUGGUUGAUUGCAGCAUUGAUGAUCAAAGCAUAUGAAGGGGUCAUAACAAAAAAAAAAACGAGUCUGUUGUGUGCCUGUUUAUGUCACAGGUGAGUGGACAUGUGUUGUGGGAUUCUGAGGAGCCACAGCCUGAUUCUGAUUUUCAAUGUGACCUCAGAGUCCCUCGUGCUUUGUGGCCUCUGCCUGAUCAGGAGGAACUGAAAAGACAGGUAGACAAUUAUGCAUGAAGCUUUCUUUAACAUUCCCAGGCUGUGACCAGAUGUUAAAAAAUGGCACAUCUUUCUCCUCAGCGUCAGUCUCAGUUCCUGAUGAACCGACGUCUGUACAUGAAUAUCGAGCGAGAGCAAGUGAAGGAGAACAAACUGCACAGGAAACACCUGAAGAGGACAGCAAGGUGACAAGGCAGUAAUGCUUUCCUCUGCGUCACUUCUUCAUUUUGUGAAAAUGCAAACUUUGUCGCCAUUUUUCUAAAACUUGUCCAUAGCUUGUCAAAUAACCAACUUCUGUUCAUGAAAAGACUGUUCUUUUGAUGAAGAGCAGCAGCCAAAUCCAAGCCUAUGAUGUGAAUAAGUAUUGACAGUAGACAAAGUAACACAAUAUCCACAUAUGGUGUAGUUAUUGCUCAAUAAUUUGCCUUUCUGAGUGGCAUACAGACUAAAUUAUUGAAGCGAGCAUUAAAGCAAGUGAGAAUCUCUUCUGAGACAUCUGUGUAUUUACUGAAGGAUCAAAGCUGAGAAAGAACAGAUGCGUUUGGAGGAAGAAAGAAGGUUGGAGAGAGAUCGGCAGCUUGCAGACGCCAGACAGAGGCUGGAGGAAAGAGAGCUGCUGAUCCAGGAGAGGCUGAGGCUUGAGGAGGAGGAGAGAGCUGAGGAGCUGCAGAGGAGGAGAAGUAAAGAGAAAGAGAAAACAGAGUUAAGGUGAUUAAUAAAUAAUCCUUCAUUUGUCUGAGUUUUAAUGGUUUUAUGUUAGAAGAAGAGAUUGUGAACAUGAACCCGGUGAAACAAAUUUUUUAAGUGAAAUAUAAAAAUCUAUCGCUACCUUUACUGACAAACUGGUUGCAACUGUGCAGGUUUGUCGAGGCCCUGAGAGCUAGGAUGAAAGAGAGACUUUCUCAAGAGAAGCUUGACCUCCCUCCUCUCUGCUGCUGUGCCUCCUCUUUCUGGGACUCCCACCCUGACACCUGCGCUAACAACUGCGUCUUCCACAACAAUCCCAAAGGUACUCGCUGCCACCUGCUUCAGUCUGACCUCACAUCACCAGUGAGCUUUCAUGCAAACAUACAUGAAACGAUAUUGUUGACAGAAGCAUUUUCUCUCCCACAGAGUAUGCCAAGGCCUUACACUCCACAAUGCUGAGCUUGGAUUUAUGA